AUGGCAAUAUGGGAUAAUGAGAAAGGCAACGUGAAUGCCUACCACUCCUGCUCCUCAUCGCACGGGGUGAGCAGACGAUUAAACAGCCGCUCUGAUUCGCUAAUGGAUACACGAUCCAGCCCCCAAGCCCGAGGAGGGUGCAAGAAGGUCACAGUGUGUAUGAUAAGAAGCAGGAGCUGGGUCCAGAAAGCCAGGGCUACAGAGCUCCAGCAGCUUUGUGAAAUCUUCUGCCUGCAGGAACAUAGUGAGGUCACCUGGAUGCGUCAGAAGUGGGAAAUGGAGCCCCUGACCUUUGAGGAUGUUGCUGUGAACUUCACCCUGGAAGAAUGGGGCUGUUUGAAUCCUUCCCAAAAGAAGCUCUACAGAGAAGUGAUGCUAGAAACGUAUAGCAACCUGUCCUACAUAGGUAAAAAAGAAGAAAAUGAAAAUAUUGAAGAGGACUUCAGGAACCCCAGAAGAAAUAUGAGUAACCUAUAUAUUCAUGAAAGAAUUCACAGUGGAGAAAAACCCUACGGAUGUAAGCAGUGUGGGAAAGUUUUCACAAAAGCCUCUUACCUUGUAAUUCAUGAAAGAACCCACAGUGGAGAGAAACCCUAUGCAUGUAAGCAGUGUGGGAAAGCUUUUAAUCAAGCCAGUCACCUUCGGAGACAUAGUAGAAUUCACACUGGAGGGAAACCCUAUGGAUGUAAGAAAUGUGGGAAAGUUUUUGCUCAAGUCAGUUACCUUCGAAUUCAUGAAAGAACUCACAGUGGAGAGAAACCCUAUGCAUGUAAGCAAUGUGGGAAAGCCUUUAUUCGAGCCAGUGAACUUCAGAGACAUAGUAGAACUCACACUGGAGAGAAACCCUAUGUAUGUAUGCAAUGUGGGAAAGCCUACCGUUAUUCCAGUAACCUUCGUAUUCAUGAAAUUGCUCACACUGGAGAGAAACCCUAUGGAUGUAAGCAGUGUGGGAAAGCCUUUAAUCAAGCCUGUUACCUUGUAAUUCAUGAAAGAACCCACAGUGGAGAGAAACCUUAUGGAUGUAAGCAGUGUGGGAAAGCCUUUAAUCAAGCCAGUUACCUUCAGAAACAUAGUAGAACUCACAGUGGAGAGAAACCCUAUGCAUGUAAGCAAUGUGGGAAAGCCUUUAAUCAAGCCAGUUACCUUCAGAGACAUAGUAGAACUCACACUGGAGUGAAACCCUAUAUAUGUAAGCAAUGUGGGAAAGCCUACCGUGAUUCCAGUAACCUUCGUAUUCAUGAAAUUACUCACAAUGGAAAGAAACCCUAUGGAUGCAAACAAUGUGGGAAAGUUUUCAUAUAAGCCAGUUACCUUCAAAUUCAUGAAAGAACUCACAGUGGAGAGAAACCCUAUGGAUGUAAGCAGUGUGGGAAGUCCUUUAACAACAACAGUCACCUUCAGAGACAUACUAGAACUCACACUGGAGAGAAACCUUAUGAAUGUAAGCAGUGUGGGAAAGGCUUUAAUCAAAACAAUCACCUUCAGAAACAUAGUAGAACUCACACUGGAGAGAAACCCUAUGGAUGUUAGCAAUGUGGGAAACUCUACACUGAUUCCAGUAAUCUUCGUAUUCAUGAAACAACCCACACUGGAGAGAAACCCUAUGGAUGUCAGCAAUGUGGGAAGUUCUUCACUAGUGUGUGUUACCUUCAAUAUCAUGAAAUAAAUCACACUGAAGUAAAACCCUGUGGAUGUAAGCAAUGUGGGAAAGUUUUCACUCAUGCUAGCUACCUUCAAAUUCAUGAAAGAAUUCACAGUGGAGAGAAACCUUAUGGAUGUAAGCAAUGUGGGAAAGCCUACACUGAUUCCAGUAACCUUCAUAUUAGUGAAAGAACUCACACUGGAGAGAAACUCUGUGGAUGUAAGCAAUGUGGAAAAGAUAUCAAUCAACGCACCCACCUUCAUGUGCACAGAGGUGCUCACACCUUAUGUAUAUAUGCAAUGUGA
Molecule: messenger RNA, 1947 nt
Organism: Castor canadensis (American beaver)
Lineage: Eukaryota; Metazoa; Chordata; Mammalia; Rodentia; Castoridae
Source: RefSeq, a predicted model, not a curated record